Messenger RNA from Haliaeetus leucocephalus (bald eagle), 1002 nucleotides. It is a transcript of the gene TIGAR, whose product is annotated as chromosome unknown open reading frame, human C12orf5. Lineage: Eukaryota; Metazoa; Chordata; Aves; Accipitriformes; Accipitridae. Gene Ontology annotation, biological process: fructose 1,6-bisphosphate metabolic process; negative regulation of programmed cell death; fructose 2,6-bisphosphate metabolic process. The record is from RefSeq and is a predicted model, not a curated record. Bases 1 to 813 code for a protein of 270 amino acids. Gene Ontology annotation, molecular function: fructose-2,6-bisphosphate 2-phosphatase activity. Gene Ontology annotation, cellular component: cytosol. The transcript has 6 exons.
AUGUGUGGAGAAACAAGAUACAACAAAGACAAGAUAUUGCAAGGUCAAGGAGUGGAUGAGCCGCUCUCUGCAACUGGUUUCAGACAAGCAGAUGCUGCUGGUUUAUUUCUCAGUAAUGUGAAGUUUACUCAUGUCUUUUCAAGUGAUCUCCUUCGAGCAAAGCAGACUGCUGCCACAAUUCUAGGAAAAAAUAAGUUUUGCAAAGAUUUGGAAAUCAAGUAUGAUGCAAGACUUCGAGAGAGAAAAUACGGUGUUGCAGAAGGAAGGCCUUUGACUGACCUCAAGGCUAUGGCAAAGACUGCUGGAGAGCAAUGUCCUUCAUUCACGCCUUCUGGAGGAGAAACACUGGAUGAAGUAAGAGAACGUGCAAGGGAUUUUUUUGAAUUUCUGUGUCGGCUAGCUGUUGAAUUGGAACAGAAGGAGCAAGACAUGCAUGGUGCAGCAAGCAGAAGCUCAGGAACAGCUGAAGAACAGUUAGUUUUCCCUUGGACAAACCACUGUAGUGAAGCAGAACUUAGCUCUGGUAGCGGUGGAACUUCUGAAAUAUUAGAUGCCAAUAUAUUAGUGGUGAGUCAUGGAGCCUACAUGAGGAACUGGAUCGGUUAUUUUGUUUCAGAUCUCAACUGUACUUUACCAACAAAUUUAACAAAGUCUCAGUUGUCUUCUGUCAGUCCCAAUACAGGAGUUAGUCACUUCAUUAUAAAACUUGAAAAUGGAAAUUUGUUAAAACCUGAAAUCACAUGUGUUUGUCUUAAUCAAGACUCUCACUUAGUGGAUGUGGGAGCUGAAUGUGUAGCUCCAAAAGUGUUUUAAGAGUCUUUGUAGGGGGAAGUGGUUUUAGGUCACCAUUAUACUAAGCUUGGGAAAGGUAUCUGUAGUAAUUACUGAGAUUGACUGGAGUUAUUGACACUAAACUGCAAAACUGAAGACAGGCAACUGCUUACCAUCUUAAAAUAACACAAUUUGCAUGGUCCUAGUGCCCGAUAUAAGUUGGCACUAGAG